Messenger RNA from Schistocerca gregaria, 2724 nucleotides. RefSeq lists its product as uncharacterized. The coding region runs from base 175 to 966 and encodes 263 amino acids. The transcript is spliced from 5 exons. The record is from RefSeq and is a predicted model, not a curated record. NCBI's taxonomy places the organism in Eukaryota, Metazoa, Arthropoda, Insecta, Orthoptera, Acrididae.
GCAGAACUAAAGUCGUCUACAACGUACCUGGUUGUACAACUGCACGCCCCGCAGAAAAGCGGUCUCGCAGCUUUGGUGGGACACGAUAACACUAUCGCCGUUUGCAGAAGCGGCGAGGGUUCCCACGCAGAAGGCCCACUAGAAGCGCAGUGCUGUUGAAGCCGUCGCGCCACCAUGGCCAAAGUCUUCUACUUGCUGAGCCUACUGGCGUCGCUGAGUGUUUGGCAGUCUGCUGCGGAUGAUGCGUGCGACUCGGUGGAGUGCCUACCCGACACUGGACCGCUGUGUGCGCUGAACGAGGAGACGGACAACAUGGCGCUGUUCGCCGACGAGUGCGUUUUGCGGUGUAUCAACUGCAGGAUGACUACAGAUUUCAAGAAGGUGAACAGUUCUCUCUGCGGCACAGGUACAACGUACAUAACUGUUUGUCCAGACUUUGCCCGCAACAAUGGAAAUGAAGACACAAAGGCAGAGGAUCCCGAUGAUGGAAUCGCCGUGAUACGGAUAGACCUCGGACAAGGAGACGGUGAUGUUUACAACGAGGUCCCGCCUGUCUUUGGGGAGUCUCUGCCGGUCCCUCUGCCGCUGCUGUCCAUGGGCAGCGACCUGCUGCGUCGCCUCGUGAUGUCCGGACUGCCGGAGCCGCCCCCUCCACCGCCGGAGGGCCUCACGCUCAUCACAGCGGACGUCAAGGUGGACGUGACCAUCAACAUGCACGGCCCGCCUGCGCCGCCGCCGCCGCCCCCGGCAGCACGCCUCCUUCUCCCGCCCCCACUGGCGCUGCCCCGCGCGCAGCUGCUGGCGCCUCCACCCCCGCCUCCUCCGCAGCAUCAUUUUCUUGACCAGCGCUACCAGCCCCAGGAGUCGGACGUCAGCUCCGCGGCGCCGCAGACAGCUCGGCCCUCUACUAUAGCUACUGCCGUCGCCGCUCUCGCCGCUAUGGUUGUGGCCGCCCACCACGUCUAGGCGUGAGCUGCUCUGUGAGGAGCGGCCCGAACCGUCCACAGUUUGGGAUACAAGUCGGAUGCUCCUUAGGUGUAGGAUUCUCUCAAUUUCUAACAUCACUGUUGUAUAUGCAAGUCCUGACUGACUCAGAACUGUUACUUACCUUAACCCUACGUGUUUCAGCAGAGUCUUGACAUUGUCAGUUACUUUAAUUUCCGAUAAUAUGAAAAAAUACAGGAGAUUAGAAAACGUAACUAGAAUAUACAGCUACUUUUAUGAUUGCUGGAUGAUUUACAGCUUCUAAGUGCGAGGGCUGUCCAGAAAGUAAGUUACGAUUGAUCGCGAAAUGAAAAUCACAGUGAAAAUCAAAAAUGUUCCAUUUGCAACAGUUAGCUACACCUUUCAGCUACUUCUCUACGUAGUCGCCGCUCUGACUCACACAUUCGUCGUAGCGUUGUACCAACUUUCCAAUACCCUCAUCAUAGAAGGCAGCCGCCAGUGCUUUCUGCCAAUUCUCUACGCUGGCCUAAAGCUCGUUGUCUGUGCCAAAAUGUUGUCUUCAUAGCCAGCGGUUCGUUUGAGCAGAGAUGAAACUCAGUGGGAGACAAUUACGGGCUGUAGUGUGGGUAGCUAAACAUUUCCAAUUGAAACUAUGCAGGAACAUCUUCAUUGCCCCUGCAGAAUUAGGCUGAGAAUUGUCUUGAACAAGAAACCGCACGACAGUUAUGUAAUGUUGGUUGCAUAGGUUCACGGGAAAAUUCUCACCAGGCCCUCGUAAUUGGCGGGAGACACUAUUUUCUAUAAGAUGUUCACGCGCUCACUAAGAGCUCAGGAAUGAAAAGAGCGACAUAAUUCCACCUAGAGUCAUACUAGAGACACUACCCAACACAUCUUUGCAAAGAUUUAUCGGAUUUUCAUAGUCGUUUCCAUUUCGCGACCGAUCGUAAUUUACUUUCUGGACAGCCCUCGUAUUACUAAAAAAUAAUUUUUUGGUACAGUAGUUGUAUGUCACUAUAUUAAAACUGUUAGUUUCUGUCAAAUGACAAACCAUCCUGAAGCAUUAAAGAAUUUAAUUACAAUACAUAUGUCAUAUCAUGUUCAUUUGUAUCUAGAUCAAUGAACUGCAUCUGCUUUAUGGAAUACAGGAAAGCACCCAAUUUAUUCAAAAGGUUAUAUGUUAACAGGACAUAGCACAGAAUUAGUAUGUGCUGUGUCCUGUAAACGUAUUGCCUAACGUAUAAAUUGGGUACCUUCCUACAUUUUUUGAUCUAGAUAUAAAUGAUCAUGACGUAGUUCCUGUUAUUAACGUACUUUUUUGUACGCGAGGGCAGCCUGUUAUUUGAGCUAUAAUGGUAGAUUUAAUAAACCAAUAUAUAGCUAUUGUGCCCAAUCUUAAUUUUCUGAAUCUUUGACCCCAUAAAUUUAAUUUUUACAAUAUUUUUCGGAGUAUAAAUCCAUCGAGAACACCAAAAUUUAGUCAUACCAUAUUUCGGUAACUCGAAACUAGCUUUGUAUUCAGCGAAUCGACAUAUCCCAACAGACACGGAAAAAUCACGAUAAUAACUCAGAUUGCGUAACAAAGUUUUUGUGCUAUUUGUCAACCAUACACUUCCAUUCAUAAGCAUUUAAAAAUAUUAAGUUCAAAUUUCAGCUAGAAGAAAAUAGGUAAGUGUAGCUGCAACUGAGCAUUCUCAGUGCUGUGUCAUUUUUCUCCAACGAGUAUAAGGAUUACUAAUUGCCAGUAAAAUUAGGAAUGAAUAAAUCAAAAAUGAUAAUGUA